Benincasa hispida (wax gourd) is the source of this 1624-nucleotide messenger RNA. RefSeq names its product NDH-dependent cyclic electron flow 1 (gene PNSB1). NCBI's taxonomy places the organism in Eukaryota, Viridiplantae, Streptophyta, Magnoliopsida, Cucurbitales, Cucurbitaceae. Gene Ontology annotation, cellular component: chloroplast; NAD(P)H dehydrogenase complex (plastoquinone). Gene Ontology annotation, biological process: photosynthetic electron transport in photosystem I. The record is from RefSeq and is a predicted model, not a curated record.
UUCCACACAUUCCGAAGAUCAAAUUGCCUAAACGUUAUGGAAUUUCAAUCCAAAUCCCCCGAAAAGCUACCUCCCAACACCCAUCCAUGGCUACUUCUUCUCUACCCACCAAAUCCCUUCCGCCAUUUUCCCCCACUUCAAGCUUUUCACCUUCUUCUCCUUCAACCCACUUCACUAAACCGCUUUUUCUAGCCCCACCAGACAUUUCUCUCUCCACUUCUUCCUCAUCCUCCUCAAAACUUCUAAUCCCCAGUUCCAAGAAGAAUCAAUGGCUCGACCCUUUCGACGACGGGGAUGAUCCGGAGAUGGAAUACGGCUCUCUCUUCGCUGAUGGGAAGCAGGAAGAGGACCCUAGGCCGCCGGACAAUCCCAACAAUCCAUAUGGGUUCUUGAAAUUUCCUCAGGGUUAUAUGGUGGAAAUCGCUUCUCUGGGCCUCAAGCUCCGGGGAGAUGUGCGGCGGUGCUGCUGUGUGAUGUCCGGCGGCGUCUAUGAGAACCUUCUGUUCUUUCCGGCGAUUCAAUUGCUUAAGGAUCGGUACCCUGGUGUUCAAAUUGAUGUGGUGGCUUCGGCGAGGGGCAAACAGACUUAUGAAUUGAAUAAGAAUGUGCGAUGGUCUAAUGUAUAUGAUCCGGAUGAUUAUUUUCCUGAACCAGCGGAGUAUACUGACAUGGUUGGAUUGCUCAAGGGUAGGUACUAUGACAUGGUCUUGUCAACCAAGCUAGCAGGGCUUGGGCAUGCUGUAUUUUUGUUUAUGACUACAGCCAGAGACAGAGUGAGCUACAUUUACCCAGAUGUGAAUGCUGCUGGAGCAGGGCUUUUCUUGUCUGAAACAUUUAAGCCAGAUAGCUCUAAUCUUUCUGAGGGAGGGUUCAACAUGUAUCAUCAAAUGGUUGAUUGGUUAGGGAGGCCAUUCCGCAGCGUUCCCAGGCAUCCUGUUCCUCCACUUAAAGUUUCAAUUUCAAGAAAAUUGAAGGAGGUUGUGGCGGAAAAAUAUAAGAAAGCAGGUGCUGAGAAAGGAAAAUAUAUUGUGAUUCAUGGAAUAGAAUCAGAUUCAAAAGCCUCAAUGCAGUCCAAAGGUGAUACUGAUAGCUUGCUACCCAUUCAAGCCUGGGCAGAAAUAGCCAAUGCUGUUAGGGGAUUCAAGCCAGUUUUUGUCAUUCCACAUGAAAAGGAAAGGGAAAAUGUUGAGGAGGAGGUCGGAGAUGAUGCAAGUAUCGUAUUUAUCACGACCCCAGGACAGCUAGCUGCUCUCAUUAACGACUCGGCCGGUGUAAUAGCUACCAACACAGCUGCUGUCCAACUCGCCAUUGCUCGAGAAAAACCAAGCAUUGCCUUGUUUUGCUCUGAAGAGAAAGCAAAAUUAUUUGUUCCCGAUGCCGAAGCAAAGAGAUGUAUCACAGUUUCAUCAGCAACAGGACGACUAACCGACAUCGAUCUGGGAACAGUUAAAAAGGCCAUACAGAGUUUUGAAGUGCCUCUAGCUCUUGCUUUUCAAUGACAUUAUAGAUAUUUCUUACCCUAUUUCUGCUUAUCAUCUUGAUAUUCUUUCAUUUUGUUUCACCUUUGUUACCAUCAGUUGUAAAUCAAAGCAUUGGCAAUGAAGAAGAGUAAUUGUAUAUUUUC